CUGGACCGUCCAUCUGGCGGCUCAUUACACUGCCUAGGUUUGCUCGAUCAGCGAUGGGAUUGAUUGAAGCGCUCUCACGGACGAAUCGCCUUGCUACUUUCGUUGUCCCGGCUCUAAAAGAUCAAGAAAUGCGCGUCGUUUGAGCUUCCUCUUCGAUCGACGAGGAAUCGAAGAGAAUGAGCAGCGAUCGUCGACGCUCUUCUUACAUCUGGUGGUACGAUAAGAGCUUGAAUUUCUUCCGUGACCGCAGCGCCAAGCAAGAACUGACGACUCGAUCAUCCAAAACUCUCACGGACUUGGAUUGCUGCUCGGUUUGCCAGGAGCAAUUCACUCUUCCUUGUCAAGCGAAUUGCACACACUGGUUCUGUGGAGAAUGUAUUCUCAGAGUGUGGGAGUAUGGAUCAGCGUUACUCCCUUGUAAAUGUCCCAUUUGUCGACAACCAAUCACUCACUUGUGGCCUAGCGAAUUUUCUACGACUGAAGAGGCUACGAAUUUCAUGCCACUGCUCACUGACAUCGCGACUUACAAUCUUAACUUCGAUAGCCGAGUGAUCACCAUUCUGCGACGCUGGCUACACUGGGUGAUCUUCCAGCUGAAAUUCCCCGACACAGAGGUUCGGUGUCUCCACGUUCUUCACUUCCUUUUUCUCCUGGUUCUCGCUCUUUACGUCGUUUGCACGCUCAAUCUCAUACUCGAAGGUAAGCUGGCUAUUCGGGUACGUUUGUAAGAGCGCUCCAGGUUCAGUGACAGAUGGAGAUCUUUACAAGCUCGUUCAAGCUCUCCAGGCUUUGUAAAUACUUCUCCGAGGCAAACUAAAGUAGGAUCCUUUUCGAUCGGCUUCGAGGGUUUGGACAGACAGUGAAGAAAGAGUUCAUGGAACUUAAUGCGGCACACAGAUGGGUCGCGGGUUUCAACGUUGCCGAGAGAAAAUCCGGACUGCGUGUGCUGUGUUCUACCAGGAGUCUUCCCAGACUACCGAUAAUGAGGGGCCGGAAGCUGGGAAGAGAGGCAAUUCUCACUGUACAGAGCUUGAAGAGAGCCAAAGGUGUCCGGGAGGAGAUGGAACAAGUGCUCAAGUCUCAGGUGUCUCGGCUUCUCAAGACUGACAUGCUCGAAGUUCUGCGGGAGCUACACAGGCAAAAUGACUGUGUUCUAGCUUACGAGGUUUUCAAGCUCAUACGAAAGGAAAUGUGGUACAAGCCCGACUCGCAGCUCUACUCCAGCAUGAUGAGCUUGAUGGGAAUGAACGCUCGACUUCGCGACGUAGAGGUACUGUUUCAGGAGCUCCAGGGAGAAAUGCUGCCGGAUGGGCUGGUUUACACUGAGCUCAUGACGGCUUACUUGAGAUGCGAGAGACCAAACGAUGCGAUCGACACAUUCCAGGAGAUGAAGCAACUGGGGCUCACGGUGGAGCUCAAAACUUUCACCACUCUGGCCAAAUGGUUGGAGAAAAAAGGCCUUGGCGAGGAAGCUAGCGCUGUGAGAGCCGAAUGCGAGGAGAAGUAUCCAAGACGAAGAAGAAAGAAUGAAGAAGAACAAGGCAAAAAACCAAGCUCGGGACAAAGCUAACGAGAAUUUUAAUCCCAGAGAUAUGCGUGGGUAUAUUCUUCUCUCUAUCUGGGCUUAGGGUUUUAGGGGCGCUAGAGAAUGCAGCGCUCGAGGCGCGUUGCGCAGCAGGGAUUUAAGGCGCUGUCUGGAUUUCGAGUCUUUAAGGAGGAUUCUUCGUCGUUGUGGCAUUGGCAGCAGCGCCGCGGAUUGAAGAUCGAUGGAUUGGAGGUGAGAGUCGGGCAGAUUUUGGAGCGCAAAGGGCGCCUUGUGCAGGUUAUAAAGAUUGCUCAUGCUCAUGGAGGCCGUGGUGGAGCUACAAUUCCGAUCGAGUACAAGGAUCUGAUCAGCGGGAUCAAGUCAACUGAGCGUUUGCGAACCUCAGAAUCGGUGGAAAGAGUGGCUGUCGAUUCGAAAACCUUUACAUAUCUGUACGACGAGGGACAAAUGGCGAUUUUGAUGGAUCCAAAAACGUUCGACCAGGUUACAGUGGACAAAGAGCUCUUUGGAACUGGAGCUUCAUAUCUUUCAGAUGGAAUGUCUGUGACGGUGCAAAUGCACGAGGGUAAACCAGUGACUGCUUCGGUACCAGUUUCUCUGACAUGCAAAGUGGUCGAAGCUGAGCCUUUUAUGAAAGGCCAGACCCAAGCUGCAGCGUACAAGCACAUCACGCUAGAAAAUGGCAAAAUAAUCAUGGCCCCUUGCUUCAUCGUUAGUGGAGACCAGAUAGUUGUCAACACAGUGGAAGACACUUACGUGACAAGAGCUUCCAAAGAAUAACAAACAUGACUCUCUUCCAAAGAAGAGUAAUCUCGGGGAGUUUAAAGAGCAUCAAACAAAAGCUUCCCUGGCUUUUAAGGAUUUCUAGAGGGCGAGACUUCUUCUCUGGCCGGUGUGAAGAGACCGGGGAGGGGACCAUUUCAAGCCAGAUCUAUUUCACGUGGUAUCCGACGGAAUAACUUGUGCCAAUGGUUCUCCGUC
Messenger RNA from Selaginella moellendorffii, 2527 nucleotides. Its product is annotated as elongation factor P. The transcript has 18 exons. Lineage: Eukaryota; Viridiplantae; Streptophyta; Lycopodiopsida; Selaginellales; Selaginellaceae. Gene Ontology annotation, biological process: translational elongation; chloroplast organization; peptide biosynthetic process. The record is from RefSeq and is a predicted model, not a curated record. Bases 1649 to 2326 code for a protein of 225 amino acids. Gene Ontology annotation, cellular component: cytoplasm. Gene Ontology annotation, molecular function: translation elongation factor activity; protein binding; RNA binding.